Messenger RNA from Aedes albopictus (Asian tiger mosquito), 902 nucleotides. Its product is annotated as mitochondrial coenzyme A diphosphatase NUDT8. NCBI's taxonomy places the organism in Eukaryota, Metazoa, Arthropoda, Insecta, Diptera, Culicidae. The transcript is spliced from 2 exons. Gene Ontology annotation, molecular function: coenzyme A diphosphatase activity. The record is from RefSeq and is a predicted model, not a curated record. The coding region runs from base 103 to 825 and encodes 240 amino acids.
CACAAAUAAAACUACUUGCACAUACUCCUUGUAGAUAUCAAAAUCACCCGCAAGAGCGGGUGUUUUAAUUACUUUAUAUCGUUAUUUUUCUCAUGCAAAAAUAUGAUGACCACCACUGCCAGAAUCACGUUUCUUCAGCAACCACUUCGCCACUAUUGUAGCACCAACCCAUCAUCAUUAGCCAAUCUACUCAACCCUGCCUUAUUAACCGACCGCUCAAUCCAGCAGAAAGUGAUAGCCAACUUCCAGGCCCUCCCACGGAUACGUCUAAACAGUAAACCCCCAGCGAAACAUGCUGCCGUUUUGAUCGCACUGUGCCUGGUCGACGGCAAGGUCAGUUUCCUCUACACUCAACGCUCGGUCAAGCUGACGCACUUCCGCGGCCAGGUAUCGUUUCCAGGUGGCAUCCGGGACCUGACGGACGCCGACUUCGAGGCGUGUGCGACCCGCGAAACCGAGGAGGAAGUUGGUAUACCACGGGACCGGAUACAGACGUGGGGUUGCGGUAAUGAGCUGGUGCCUAACUUUGGACCGGCUAUAACGCCGGUGGUGGGUACGAUUAGGGACUACAGUGCAACGCUGCUGAAGCCGAACCUGGACGAGGUGCAGAAGGUGUUUACGGUGCCGAUUAAGACAUUUCUGGCGGCGGGAAACCGGAGGCAUACGCAGUUCAAGGCUGGAGGAUAUACGGUGCCGGUGUUCCUCGGCGGGGAGGAAAUCGUAUGGGGAAUGACGGGGAUUAUUACGCACCUGUUCCUGUCGGCGUUGUUACCAAAGAACGUGUACGACAGGCGGUUACCGUUUGUAAAGCAGUAUAGAACGUGAUAUUAUGUCAAAUUGGUGAACCACAGGUUUUGUUUUAGUUGAAUCUUUGUUAUGCAAUAAACAUGUUUAUAUUUCAA